Messenger RNA from Paramacrobiotus metropolitanus, 1455 nucleotides. RefSeq lists its product as uncharacterized. Bases 103 to 1296 code for a protein of 397 amino acids. The transcript is spliced from 3 exons. The record is from RefSeq and is a predicted model, not a curated record. NCBI's taxonomy places the organism in Eukaryota, Metazoa, Tardigrada, Eutardigrada, Parachela, Macrobiotidae.
UCGCUUGGAAUGGUGGCAUGUGUACCGACAUAGUGGACAAGUUUGGACCGUUUAUUAAGAAGGUACGCUAUAACACGAUCAAAUAUUAAAUAAUCAGUCGAAAUGCACACCGAUAAGUAUUAUGUCCCCAGGAAGCAGUCACGCCUUACCUUGUUAUCGAUGAUCAUAAUUCUGACUCUGCAAAAUCCUCCGGCAGCAGAAUGCUUGGUCGAUGACUUUGAAAGCGAAUGUAGCGAGCCCGCGGCUACCCAAACAAAACAAGUACAACCCAGUGAACCCACCGUGACCUUUCCGUUCCGCACGGAUGGACUCACCAGAGCAGAGUUUUGUAUUCGAUUCGCUAAGGAGACAAGCUGCAGCCAAGUUAUGUUUGGUUCAACUUACAAAUUCGACAACUGUUACAACGCAUCCGAUAGUGAAAUUCGAGCGCAUCCUUGGGGACACUUCAUUGAGAAGACCUACAUUGAUUUCAAUUGUCCUAGUCAAGGGCGGGAGCAUAUGACAGCAAUAACGAAAGCCAUCAGUGGAAUUAGCCCAACACGAGCACUGACGAUCGCCCUUUACGACAAAGCCGAUGAGAGAUGGCUGGCUAUUCAUAGUGACGUCAUCGAACCGGUGCGAAACCAAGUAAUUCAGCUGUCCGCUCUUUUCUGCGAAUCACAAAACAUCACGGCGAAAGUGCACGCCAUGGGAAUGCUGCCAAACGUUUUACGUUUCCAGCUGGGUUUUUAUUGUCACGGUUUGAUAAUCAGAAAGGCCGACUUCUCGCGGAUGCCGCAAGUGCGUGUCAUUCAGUUUAUCUCAUCAACUACGAUCGCCGAAAUGGAGCCAUACACCUUCACCGAUCUGAAUAAUCUGCAGAUUCUCACCCUGGAAGCCCAAAUUGCUAAUGACAUGUAUUCACGCGCCGAGAACGAUCACGGCUACGCCCGGGGUAGCUUACCCGAUCACGUGUUCCAGCACACUCGCCGGCUGCACUGUGACUGCUCAUUCGCCUGGUUCCGAAAUUUUUUGAAAAAGAAACCGUACUUGACGGCGGCGAUGAAAGAAGGUGAACUUAUGACGGUAGGCAGUUUUAAGCUGCCUGAGAGCGACAUUCGGGCUCCUGGGAGUUCCGCUAAUGUGACGGCACUCACACCUGAAGAGUUGGGCCGUUUUAGCGUCAGUAUGCUCGUCAUCAAAAAUGAAUGGUCGCCGGUUCUUAGUGUUAACUGCGCUCAACCUUUUGACUGGAGAAACACUCAGGCCGGAAAUCAGUUUUCCUACAAUACUUCUUGCUACAACAUGGCUUGCUGACGAUGGCACAUACAGUAAAUCAAACUACAUAUAUGGGAAACUCAUAAUACCUCAUAAAUUAAACUGGUCAAAAAUUACUAGCCGAUAAUUGUUUUUGUUAGCGCUGUCUAAAGCCGGAAAUAAAUGCAGCAACGUGUGCACGGUGUGUCUGGUUCUGAA